Funneliformis mosseae is the source of this 261-nucleotide messenger RNA. The record is from the annotation of a GenBank genome assembly. NCBI's taxonomy places the organism in Eukaryota, Fungi, Glomeromycota, Glomeromycetes, Glomerales, Glomeraceae.
AUGGUAUAUCUUUGGAAAAUAAAUGCACCAUCUGCACUUCAAAUCACUUCAGAUAAGGCAGAUGAUAAUAAUCUCACAGAUCUUAAGAAGGAAGAUUUCUGUGGUGAGGUGGUGAUCGCAAGUGUACCAUCCGCAUCUUCUCGAACGCUGAUUCUUAGAACUAAUUCAAAUAAAAUAGAAUGUCUUUACCAAUAUGCUGUUAAACAUGGCCUCGAUCCUGAGAAAUUUUUGAUCGUUACGGAGGCUAAUAAGAAAAGAUGA